Parasteatoda tepidariorum (common house spider) is the source of this 1314-nucleotide messenger RNA. RefSeq lists its product as uncharacterized. Lineage: Eukaryota; Metazoa; Arthropoda; Arachnida; Araneae; Theridiidae. Gene Ontology annotation, molecular function: cobalamin binding; protein binding. The record is from RefSeq and is a predicted model, not a curated record. Gene Ontology annotation, biological process: cobalamin transport.
AUUGAAUGCUUACAUAACGGCAGUUUUCACUGCUCUGAUCACUUUUGCAUCCCUAUGAAUGAAAAAUGUGAUGGAGUUAAAGAUUGUGAAAAUGGGAAAGAUGAAAUUGGAUGUGAAACAGGUAUAUUAAAUGUUAAAGGUGUGACGGAGGCACGUAGGAAAGAAAUAACAUGGAUAAAAAGCAAGCGAUCUUCUUCUUGGGGAUGGCAUGAAAAUACUCCACGAGUUCUAUUUUCUCUCUUCUUAUCAGGAGGAGUCAAAUUUGACGGAACAAUCCAUGAAGAAGAAUUAAUGGCAAAACAAACAGAGCUUAAGACUUCUAUUUCUCUGCUUAAGAACCCUCUUUCAGCUCAACAACUAAGCAUGUUUAUAAACAGCUUAUUGGUGACGUGUCACAAUCCUCGUCAGUUCUAUGGACAGAACCUGAUAAAGCGUUUAAAAGAGCAAGUGCAGUCUACGACUAACUUCACGCAUCCAAUAGCAUAUUUAACUCUCUGCAAUGCUAAAGAACCAUGGCCGCUUAAAGCAUUUACAGAUAUUAACAAAAUAUUGAGCACCGAUGCUGAUUAUCCCUUUGUUAGAGACUAUCAAGCAUUUGCUGUAAUGGCAGUUUCGUGUUAUGAGAACCAAACGAAACUGCUGAAUAAAGUUGAAUAUAGCAGUUUAAAAACCAAUUAUGAAAACGUCAUUAAACUUUUUAAGGAGACUCAACUUUCUGAUGGAAGUUUUGGAAAUCUGCAUACAACUUCAUUGAUAACCCAGGCUUUAAUAUCGAGUGGUCAGGAGUAUGAAAAAGACUGGAAGCUCAAUGCAACUGUUCAUUAUCUAUUAGAGCAACUGUCUUCUCCUCAUGAUGUUGUCUCUAGUUCUCUAACUCUUCCUGUUCUCAAUGCAAAAAGUAUAAGUGACAUCUCAAAGGUUAAUUGCACUUUGAAUCCUAGAAGAAAUGGAUAUGAUAACCAAGCUUCUGAAACAAAAGACUAUACAGGUCCAAAAAUGCGUGUCCAGUAUUCACUUUACGUGGGAGACGAAAAAGAUGUGAUCCAUACGAUUUCCCUAAGAGUUCCAGAGAACUACACGGCUUAUGAAGUGAUGAAAUUAGCUGAAACAGAAGAUCCAAAAUACACAUUUAAAUACAAAAAGAUUUCUGGCAUGAUGUAUGUGUAUCAAAUUGAUAAAGCAAUUAAUGAUCCUGAAGGAGGCUAUUUCUGGACUCUUUAUCAAGGCCAAGAAACUAUUAAUGCAACUCUUAACCACUACACUUUGAGUAAGUCGUUCAUAAACUACAAUUUACACUAAUUUACUACUUCGGAG